ACAGCUAAAAAGAACUGCGCUGAAGUUUACAAAGCUGGCGAAAGAAUCAGCGGUGUUUAUACAGUCGACCCUGAUGGUCAAGGUGCCUUUGAUGUGUUCUGUGACCAAACAACAACCGGAGGGGGGUGGACAGUGUUCCAAAAGAGACUGGACGGCUCGGUUGAUUUCUAUCGCGGCUGGGCUGACUACAGGCGGGGGUUUGGUAACGUGAAUGGCGAGUUUUGGCUUGGACUGGACAAGAUUAACCGGCUGACCAAAUCAAAUAACAGGCUUCGAGUUGAUCUGGAGGACACUACUGGCAAAACCGCUUACGCUGAAUAUGGCAUGUUUGCUGUUACAAGCGAGGAAACUAAGUACCAGCUUAGUCUAGGAAGUUACUCAGGUAAACUACAGACAUAGAGUGUGAAAAAUUGCAUUUAAUAUUGUAUUUUUAUUCACGUCGUCUCACUUCCCUUGCCUUCUUUAUUGUCCUUAGUUAUAUUAAUAACCUUGGAAACUUAAUAACUUUAUGGAGAUUCAAAAGGAACUUCUCAACUAUUCCCAAAUCAGCCCCUCUCAUUCACUUAAAUACUUUAUAUUACAUUCAGAUAUUCUUGAAUAUACUUUUCCUAGGAACUGCAGGUGACUCUUUAUCUUACCAUCGUAGCCAGCCAUUUGCCACUAAAGAUAAUGGUAGCGAAUCAUCCCGAAACUGUGCCUUGACCUUCAAAGGAGCUUGGUGGUACCAUGGAUGUCACUACUCCAAUCUGAAUGGUUUGUAUCACCAUGGUUCACAUUCAUCGUAUGCUGAUGGUGUCAACUGGAGAACAUGGAAAGGAUAUUACUACUCUGCCAAGAGAGCUGAGAUGAAAAUCAGACCAGUGAACUUUUAG
Molecule: messenger RNA, 872 nt
Organism: Porites evermanni
Lineage: Eukaryota; Metazoa; Cnidaria; Anthozoa; Scleractinia; Poritidae
Source: the annotation of a GenBank genome assembly